UGGAAGAGGUAGACGUUUCCAUAAAGCACAGAUCUAGGAUCAGUGUACCCUGUCCAUAUCCACCUUGAUGAGCAAGAGGUAAAAUAGCUCAACUGACUUGCAAUCAGUACAACUUUACGCAAAAGCAAAUAAUGUUCCAGGCAAGAUAAAUUGCUCUGAUGUUGCUUUCCACUCCAGGCAUACGAGUAGAUCACAGAACAUUCAAUCGAGCAAAAAUGGCGGAUGACAAGGAUCCCUUCAAACAGAUGAAGGAUCUCAACCAGCUCAAGAAUCAGCUGGAAGAGAUCCAGAAACGUGUGGAGAGUGAAUUUGCAGAAGGAAUCCCGCAGGGGGGCUCUGUGCUGGCAUCUCCCUUCCUGAAGGGCUUCCUGGCUGGCUAUAUGGUGGCCAAGCUCCGCUCCUCAGCUCUCAUAGGAGUGCUACUGGGAACAUUCACAGGCAUCUACGCUGCACAGAACUAUCAGGUUCCCAACAUCGAAAGCACCCUGAAAGACUAUAUGAGUUUGUUUAGAAAAUGACCCAAGUAAUGGCAAAAACCAGGCCUAGGCUUCAUCUUCUAACUGCCUGAGAUGUGUGGCACAAUCACCAUGUCUCUUUGUCAGAGGCUCAAACCUCUCCUUUGUAUACUGUAAAAAAUAUUUGGUUUUAACUGGA
Messenger RNA from Oncorhynchus gorbuscha (pink salmon), 654 nucleotides. RefSeq names its product SLC35A4 upstream open reading frame protein-like. The coding region runs from base 159 to 518 and encodes 119 amino acids. The transcript is spliced from 3 exons. Lineage: Eukaryota; Metazoa; Chordata; Actinopteri; Salmoniformes; Salmonidae. The record is from RefSeq and is a predicted model, not a curated record.